AUGCCUAACCCAAUAAAGGCUAUUCACGCAAGUUACAAUCUCCUCUCCUGGGUCAUGGACCACGAUCAAGUCCCCAACGACAUUCGCCGCAGUCUCGAGCUCGUACGAACCUGCGACGCUGAUCUCCAGCACCUCAUCGAGCUCAGGAACGACUGUCUGCCUCUUCUCCAGCGGCGUCCAAAGGUCCUUCAUCGUGUACACUGCAUCAUAGAAUCUGCCCAGAAGGGCCUUGCAGAGGUCUGUGAGAUUGUCGAGAGAUGCCGUCCUGAAACCGACAGAGGCACGAGAACGAGGUUUUCAAAACGCAUGGCUUGGGUUCUUGUUGAUUCGAGCGAGUUUAAGAGCCAGGAGCCUAUUGUUAGUCGACAUCACGCUGCUGUGCUCGCUGAGUUGAACUUUUUGAGACAAGUCGCUCUCAUGGCUCCUGUUUCUGAACCGGAGAAAGUACAGGAGAGAUGUGGUGUUCAGGGCGAUCUUCCAGUGUUUGAUAGUGUUGCUCUUUUGGGGGAUAUGUUGGGUGAUUUGACAGUGACGAGUUCCCCAAAGGAACAGCCACGAGCUACACACUCUAUCAUGUCAUUCCCACCUAGCAUAGUUCUCAGCAACAAGACUCAGUCGGCAACGCCCUCUACUGUGUCCUCACUUCAACUCCCCUCGUCUUUGCACCGGCCAUUGAGUUCUCAGACAUUACAUAUAGAACACGCAGCCGAGUCACUACCAGAAGUUCUUCUCGUCAACAUGGCCAGUACCGCACCGUCUAGAUCUCUUACUACAAGAUCCAAAUGUGAUAGCGAGGAUCUGGCUGGGCUCGCUUUGCUCCUUGGGGAUCCCCUAGAUAUGAAAGACAUCUUGUCGCCAUCACCACCAUCUAGUAUGGAUGCCCUCGAUCGGCCAACAAUAGCUUCCUCUCACACUCUCCCUACAGGCCUCCCACGCCUGUAUUCUGCAUACAACAUCUCUGACCUUAGUCUACCGCAUAACACUCCAGAGGAUAGUGUAUCAGACCUAAGUCACUACGGCCGACACGCAAGUGUUGGCUACACGCCUUCGAAUCUAUCGCACAACAUCUCAAACCCUCUUCAUCACCGACACUCCUCCAUGUCCGUCCUGUCAACAACCACGCGGACACUAAACCAGUAUAACGUGCCUUCUACUGCUUAUCCAGGCCAACUUGCAUGGUCAAACUCAUCCUCUACAACAAUCUCCUCCAUCUCUCCCGGCUUCUCGGCAUACGAAUCCGCUCUGGCACAACCUAUUGCCGAACUGGAUACUUCACCAUAUCAAAUGGUUCCAUUAGCAGGUUUAUCAGAUCAAACCGAUCCUUACCGAAACAGUUCAACGGGCCAGAAAUUGGUGGUACAGGUUAAUACGAUGCCUGUUGAGCUUCCAGCGGAGGAUACCCAGGCCGCCAACUCCAGCCUACGCCGUCGAGCAAUUCCUCUUGAGUCCAGGAGACGCAAAAGUGCCUAUACACAGUCUUUUUUAUCGGAUAAUCAAUAG
Fusarium sp. VM40 is the source of this 1500-nucleotide messenger RNA. The record is from the annotation of a GenBank genome assembly. NCBI's taxonomy places the organism in Eukaryota, Fungi, Ascomycota, Sordariomycetes, Hypocreales, Nectriaceae.